Cydia splendana is the source of this 2382-nucleotide messenger RNA. RefSeq lists its product as uncharacterized. The transcript is spliced from 4 exons. NCBI's taxonomy places the organism in Eukaryota, Metazoa, Arthropoda, Insecta, Lepidoptera, Tortricidae. Bases 252 to 959 code for a protein of 235 amino acids. Gene Ontology annotation, molecular function: protein serine/threonine phosphatase inhibitor activity. The record is from RefSeq and is a predicted model, not a curated record.
AAACAUUUGAACGCUUCUCUUUCCGGCGAAUUGACAGGUCAGCUUCAAGCCACUUUUUAGCUUCUCGAGUAGAGUAUUUAGUUUUAUUUUGUGUUAUCAUUUAAUUUGAUUAUUAAAAUGUAUAUGUUUAUAGACGCAAUAGAGCUAUUAGAUGAAUUAUAAGUGCACUUACAGUGUUACAUAAACUAGCGCUCGGCGGUCCCGAUGCAUACAACGACAUAAUACGUCAGUGAAUAAAUGGUGGCUAGAUAAUGGAUGUGGAUGCGCCGAACAUAUUGAAGCGGUGCAGCAGCGCACCGUUGAUCAAUGAGGUGGCAUCGACGGCUGCGACAUCGCCCACGACAACUACAACGCCUAGGAGUACGUCGAUCUUCAGCAGCUUCAGCAUGUUCUCCAACAACAACCUGAAUCUGCGCACGCGGCGGCACAGCGGCAGCUUCAGCCCUUUAGCCACGCCACAUAGCCCCAAUAAUUGCUGGGGUCCUCGCGCGCCGCGCGUCAACCAACUGCGCCUCGAGGAGUGCGCCGACGUCAGCAACACGCGGGAGGUCGCUCACGAGAGAGAGGUUCACUCCGCCAUGCAACUUGGCCAGUCUUGUGAGGACCUCACGCUGCCAGGCUUGUCCAACUCACCCACUAGAGUCACCAGGUUACCUCAAGUGGUAUCCCCGUCCCCCACGCGCAAGUACAUGACGCGCCGGAGCCUGUCGCCCAUCGCCAUCCGCGCCUCCAGCUUCAGCCCCGUCACGCUGCGCAAGCGCCGCGGCGACGAGCCCGACUCCCCCCUCCCCAAGCGCAUGUGCGACCGCCUCACCCCCUCCACGCCCGGCACGCCCGGCACACCAGGCACGCCAGGCACCCCCGGCACGCCAGAUUCAGACUCGCUGGAGUGCACGUUCCGGCCGGUGUCGCCGCGCGCGCCCAUGGGCGAGAAUCAUAAGAGUGAGAACACUAGCUAAUAGAUCGUGGGGGCCUGGUGUACGGAAUGCGAGACUCGCCCGGCGUGUUUCCAGACGUUGAAACUUGAAAAACAAAACGUAACUACUAAUAUAUUGGAAUGUUUUUCUGAAAAGUAAAUAUAGUGUAAAGACUAGCCAAUUUCUAGUAUUUUAUAGCAAACCAUAUUCUAUUGCUAAAUUAAUGUAAUGGAAACAUGCUGGGUUUUAUGCAUCAUAUUCAAUGCAAACGUAUGAACCGAUUAUAAAAAAUACAUGAUGUACCUAUUGUUGAUUUGUGAAUCUUGGCACAAUCGCCGUCAGAUACGUCGGAGCGGCCGAGGUGUUCAAAAAUAUCUGAACACCCACUUGACAAUAGAGGCGUGUCCAGAUAUUUUUGAGCACCUUAACCGCUCGGAUAUAUCUGAUGGCGACUGUAACAUAACAUCUCUGAUUUGAAAUAUACUUAUCUCGAUUUUGCAAUGUUUUAAUUAUAAUUACAAUACAUUACAAUUAAAAAAAGUUUCUGAUUGGUUCGUACUUGCAUGAAUGUUUGCAUAAAUUCGUCAAAUUUCGUAAAUUCAGGCGGUGGUAAGGUGUAAUAUUGUAUGGGGUUCUACGCGUUUAUCCAAUGUUUGUAGGCUAGGACGGCGUAUCCUAGGGAGACGGCGUCAUUGUGGGGGCAUAGACAAAUUGAUUUCUUUAGGUUUCAGUUUGAUUUGGUUUCUGGGUUUUCUACGUAGUUACUUCUGGUACGGGCUGUUCAAAAACUGAAGUUUAAGUCAAUAAUUUAAUUACAGUACCAUUUUAUACCUUGUCACAGUGAUAAUAGUAAUUAUGAGGUCCCUAGCGACUUUCAUAUUGAUUAUCACCGUGACAAGGCACGAAAUGUACCAUGUCAACCUUUUGAAAGACAGACGGUGAAGGUAUAUGCCGUGCCCGGACGCCAGGCGAUCGCCAUUAUUUAAGCGAAAUUGAACUUUACGGAGUCCUGCGUAAGUCCCUAUUGCAUCGGCGAAGCUGACGGCUGUAGCCGUCGUUGGCGUCCGUGGCAAGACGGCCACAGCCGUCUGUGGCUGUCAAAAGGUUAAUGAUCCUUCAGAGAGUGAUUUUCUUUUAUAUGUAGAAUGGAAAAUCAUAUAUUUGCUAAUAUUUUGUUUUUAAUUGUUCUAUUCUAAAUUGUUUCUCUUGUUUGUCUAGAUGUGUAAGCCCCCACGAUAGCGUAGUCCCCCAAUAAUUAUCUAGGAAAUGUAAAAGUAGCUUUUAGGAAAAACGGGAGCCCUAAAUAGCCAAAGCAUCCAAAACUUUACUGUAUAUAGUUAGCCGCGUUGCUAUAUUGAACGCUCUGUAUAUAAUUUAUUGUAAGUAUUAGCUGUUAUGUUCAAGUAUUUCGAAGUCCGUAGGUCGAUUCGAAUAGUUUUUGUUUAUUUCCAUACAGGGAUCAGAG